Cololabis saira (Pacific saury) is the source of this 3703-nucleotide messenger RNA. RefSeq names its product sodium- and chloride-dependent GABA transporter 2-like. Gene Ontology annotation, cellular component: membrane. Bases 156 to 1994 code for a protein of 612 amino acids. The record is from RefSeq and is a predicted model, not a curated record. Gene Ontology annotation, biological process: sodium ion transmembrane transport. The transcript is spliced from 14 exons. NCBI's taxonomy places the organism in Eukaryota, Metazoa, Chordata, Actinopteri, Beloniformes, Belonidae.
UCCGAGCUGGCAGAGCUGCAGUCGUUUCUCUGCAGUCUCCGCGCGUAAUCCUCCAGUUCCACACUCCGCUUUGCGCUGCGCUCGGUGCGCGUCGGAUGUUCUACCCAAGCGCGCAUCUGUUCUCCUAGAUAAAAUAAGAUUAAGAGCCAGAAGAGAUGCCCUCCACAGAAAAGAAUGGCAGCACAACAAUUACUGUGCCCAACGGGUUCCCACAUACGGCCAAAGAGGCGGAGGGACGGGGACACUGGGCGAGCAAGACGGAGUUCAUCCUCACGGUGAUGGGAGCGGUGAUCGGCCCCGGGAACGUGUGGAGGUUUCCGUACCUGUGCUACCGGAACGGCGGGGGUGUGUUUUUCAUCCCAUACAUCUUGUUCAUAUUCACCUGCGGACUCCCGCUGUUCUUCCUGGAGACUGCGAUGGGCCAGUACACCAGCCAGGGAGGGAUUACGUGCUGGAGAAAGAUCUGUCCGCUCUUUCAAGGCAUGGGCUACGCCAGCCACUUGAUCAUCUUGGUCAGCGGAACCUCUUACGUCAUGAUCCUCGCGUGGUCGUUCUUCUACAUGUUCUCAUCCUUCAGUUCAGAACUGCCUUGGGCCUCUUGCGGGAACUACUGGAACACAGACUCAUGCUUCGACAACCAACUGAAUCUGAGCUUGGACAUGAGACGGAACACCACUCUUCCAGUUGUGGAGUUCUGGCAACGUCGUGUUUUAAACAUCUCUGGUGGCAUCCACGAAUUGGGCAGCCUGAGGUGGGAACUGGUCCUGUGUCUCAUCCUGAGCUGGGUCAUCUGCUACUUUUGCAUCUGGAAGGGAAUCAAGUCAACGGGAAAGGCAGCGUACUUCACGGCCACCUUCCCUUUCGUUAUUUUGAUUAUUUUGCUCAUACGUGGUGUUACCCUGCCGGGGGCAAUAGAUGGAAUCAUCUACUACCUUUACCCUGAUAUCUCUCGCCUCGCAGAUCCCCAGGUGUGGAUGGACGCCGGCACUCAGAUCUUCUUCUCGUAUGCCAUCGGUCUUGGUUUUCUCACCUCGCUUGGGAGUUACAACACUUACAACAACAACUGUUACAGAGACUGCUUCUACCUGUGUCUGCUGAACAGCGGCACCAGCAUCGUGGCGGGCUUCGCCAUCUUCUCUGUCCUGGGUUUCAUGACGUAUGAACAAGGCGUGGAUAUCUCUGAAGUGGCAGAAUCAGGCCCAGGGCUGGCGUUCAUGGUCUACCCCCGAGCCGUAGCCAUGAUGCCCGUGCCGCAGGUGUGGUCCGUUUGCUUCUUCCUCAUGAUCAUUCUGCUCGGACUGGACAGUCAGUUUGUUGGCAUGGAGUGCGUGAUGACAUCCCUGGUUGAUCAUUUCCCCGCUACCCUGCAAAAAGGAUACAGACGUGAGCUCGUUCUGCUCGCCAUCUGUUCCUGCUGCUGCUUGAUGGGACUCCCCUUCGUCACGGAGGGGGGGAUAUACAUCCUGCAGCUGUUUGACCAUCACGUCUGCAGCGGCAGCACCCUGCUGCUCCUCUCCUUCUGCCAGUCCAUCAGUAUCGGCUGGGUCUACGGCGCUGACCGUUUUUACGCCAACAUCGCAGACAUGAUUGGUUAUCGGCCAUUUCCAUUUAUGAAGUACUGCUGGCGUUACAUCACUCCCUUCAUGUGCUUUGGAACCUUCGUCUUCUCCAUCGUCAGAUACUCCCCACUGAAGUUCAGUAACACCUACGUUUAUCCACACUGGGCCAACAUUGUGGGUUGGUUCAUCGCCACAACCUCCCUCUCACUCAUCCCUCUGUUUGUGUUAUUCAAAAUAACGCAAGGCCAAGGCAGUCUUCGACAGCGUCUUUUCUUGCUCUGCCAGCCUGUGGACGACCUGGACCAAGUGUACCCACCUCUUCCUCUGGAGGCCAACGGGACUCGCCAAGUGGAGCUGUUGUCUUCAACCCAGAUCGGAGAAUUCACUGAGUUAAAGCAAACAAUCUACACGGCUAAUAGGUGUAUUGAAAAAUAACACGAGAUGAUCUGAGCUCACAGUCAGUGAAAUCAAAGAAUAAUUGUUUCAUGUGACAUAAAUGUCCCGAGUCUGCAGAAAUGACCUUCCUUUCUCAACAAAAAUCUUUGGAAACUCUUACUGUCUUAGUGCCUAUAUUCAUGGUGUUUAACCUCAAGGACCGUCUUAGCUGUAUAUAUUAUAUUUAAUGAAAUAUCCUUUUUGAAUUCAUCAACAUACCAUAGGAAACUAAAUGAAAAACUGAGAUGAAUGAGGAAAAACAAAGCGGUGUUUGAAGCAGACGACAGUAAACCCUCCCCACAGACACCGAGGAACGCUUUAGGGUUCACACUCACACUUUUGUUGAAACAUGAUGUAAAUAACGUCUCACCUUCAUCCUCCCACAAUGCCCCCAAGCAAGUCAGUUCUUGGAAAGAAAUAAUUGCACUUUACCCUGUCGUUACUAAGUGACAUUUCUCUCCGAGGCGUCUGCCACGUGCAAGCCUUGGAUAUCCACAGAUCCCAGUUGUCACGUACUGUAGGAUCAGUCAAGCGUUCCCAGGUCGAUCCCCGACGUGUCCGGGCCCAUCAUCAAUUAUUCACCAUGGGUAUGAAGAAUAUUUACAGGCGCUAAGAUUACACAAAAUGCCACCUUUGGAAUAACCUAACCUGACGUAUCGUUUUUAAACCUGCCCUUUCUAAGAAAGAUAGGCAGAUGUGGUAACACAUCCUGGGGGAAUUCACCUCUACCAGCCUAACUCUAACCACCACUUUAUGCCUUAUAUAUUGUAAUAUAUAUAACACACAUUUCACUUUUAACUUUUGUAUGUAUGUAUGGCUGUACUUGUUUUAAUUUGAAGAACACGUUUGACACCAUUGAAUUUGUUCCAUUUAUAGACGAGACUUGGCUCUUCUGAUCAUUAAUUACUAACCAGUAAUGUCUCUGAAUUAACAAUUGAGAAAAAGAAACUAAGAGAAAGAGUGAAGGAAGACACAGUGCAUUUUAAUAAAAGGCAUGUUUAUUGGCUUUUUGAUUGCCAUCUUCGGGAAUCAGGGUAUGACAGUGUAAUAAUUUAGAAACUAUAUAAAUAAAAACAUAGACAUGGGUUUCUGCAGGGUUCAAAAGAGUAAUCAUUGUUUGUGUGGAAAAUAAAAAAAGAACGGUGUUAAUGAUGAAUUAAACGAAGCUGCAUGGUAAGUUAGGAUGUUUUGAAAAAGAAAGAAAGAUCUAUUUCAUGACCAAAGAAACAAGCCCUUAUUCACAUUCACUUUCAGAGGUAAUAGUUAGCACGUGUGACAUUUAAAAUACAUUUGGAAUGUGCUACAAAAUCUACAGUUAUGUCUUAACGUCUGUGUCGGGGACCAAACUUUUUUUUUUUUUUUUUAAAUUAAAAACUAUGGCUUUCUCUGUACUCAACUGCUGUUUUUUUAAUGUAUAUAAAUGGGACUUGAUGAAAAUGAUGCUUUUUUUUGUUAGCAAAUGUACAAAUGCAUUCAAAGUACAUAAUACUUAUCACUACUGAUGAACACAUCAAAUUGAACGGUUAGGACUUUGGGUUGUCUUUUAUCUGAUAAAAUCCUCCCAAUAAGCUCAAAGUGAAGAGCAGGAAGAGAACAACCGCAGGGGGAUUGCUGUCGCCUUUGUGGUUUGUUUUUUUAAAUUGGUGGUGGUCUUAAAACUUUUGAAGUGAAUGUUGAAUUCAUGACAAUAAAAACAUGUUUACGCAAAA